Ilyonectria robusta is the source of this 570-nucleotide messenger RNA. RefSeq lists its product as uncharacterized. Bases 1 to 570 code for a protein of 189 amino acids. The record is from RefSeq and is a predicted model, not a curated record. Lineage: Eukaryota; Fungi; Ascomycota; Sordariomycetes; Hypocreales; Nectriaceae. The transcript has a single exon.
AUGGUGCUGCAGUUUCGUUCAUACGAGGAGAGAGACCUUCUCGCUGCUUCGCAAUCUCUUCUUAUCCUCCUCAUAACUCUCUUCUUUUGCUGUGGAGAAGAGUCGGGUGUUAGGCACCCUUUCGACGCACAACUCCUUGUCGAAAUGUGGGAUGUAAAGCAUCGCCUCGCGGCGACUGGGCUCUUUUUGGAGCAGGAGCUCACCCACACGAUCCCACCAUGGGAGAAAUGGGCAAUGGUCUCUGCGAAGCGAAGAACAAUACUGGGUCUCCAUCACCUCGAAUGGGCAUGGUCACUUCUACAUGGCUAUCCGAUACUCACCUGCUUUGAACUUGGGCCGCUACCAGCCCCUGCACCGGGAUACCUUUGGCGAGAAACCGAUAAAGCAAAGUGGGAGCAUCUCUAUAGCGAAUGGCUUCGGCAGUGGAAAGAUGGAAGUUACAAAACGGGAGAGUUAUUCGAUAUUGAUCCUGGAGGCAGUCUUGACGACAGGACUGAAAUGUGGCUUGCAGAAGCAGACGAAUAUGGCGUCAUGUUGAUGGCGGAAGGUAACAUUCACACAAAUGCCUAA